Aspergillus wentii DTO 134E9 is the source of this 590-nucleotide messenger RNA. RefSeq lists its product as uncharacterized. The coding region runs from base 117 to 434 and encodes 105 amino acids. The record is from RefSeq and is a predicted model, not a curated record. The transcript has a single exon. Lineage: Eukaryota; Fungi; Ascomycota; Eurotiomycetes; Eurotiales; Aspergillaceae.
GUUGUAUAUUUAUGAAACGUCGCCUUAUCUUUGAGUUUAUGUAAGAAAAUAUGAUACCAAAGCCCCAGUACGGGCGUUGCUUUUCCAUUACUUGCACAGGCCAUUAGUAGAUAUACAUGACAGCCGUUUUGAUCAUCCUCGUAGUUGCUAGCAAAAAUCCAGACGCAACAAACAAUAACAACAUGCUCCGUAUACCAAAUGCGCGAAAUUCCAGACUCCACGGCGGUAGAAAUGCUGCAUUUUAUCAUGCGUUCCAAACAAUUGAAUUGUACCGCGGAAUGAAUGGUGGAUACAGCAUUGCGAGUUCCCCCGCCGCUGCCCGCCUUGGUUUGAGUUGGCCACCUCCAUUUCAUCAUCGUCCGGUUUUCUCCCCUCGUCAACCCACACUCUCCUCCCCACGGAGCCCACAGCCCCAGGGAAGAAAGCAAACUUAAACACCAGGCGGGCACGAGGACGGGAUGAGUGCAGAGACACGACAGACCCGACGACGACGACGAUCGAGCUGUGGGAAAUGGACGCUGAGGUCUCCUUGGAUAAUGAACAACAGUUCUGGGAUGGUAAGUUUGCACCCCUGCAACGCCGUGCUGCGC